Messenger RNA from Bombina bombina (fire-bellied toad), 3441 nucleotides. RefSeq names its product multiple C2 and transmembrane domain containing 2 (gene MCTP2). The transcript has 23 exons. The record is from RefSeq and is a predicted model, not a curated record. Gene Ontology annotation, cellular component: synaptic vesicle membrane. NCBI's taxonomy places the organism in Eukaryota, Metazoa, Chordata, Amphibia, Anura, Bombinatoridae. Gene Ontology annotation, biological process: regulation of neurotransmitter secretion. Gene Ontology annotation, molecular function: calcium ion binding. The coding region runs from base 205 to 2832 and encodes 875 amino acids.
GAGGAAGUCAGAGACUGAGAGAGGAGGUGGACGUGGUUGUUCUCUUUAGUGUAUUGUGUGGGCAUUGGACUAUUGUUGUUAGGAGCUGACUCCAGGGACCAGAGGCCUGAGAUAUGGUUAGACAUCUGCACAGGUAAAAAAAAAAAAAAAAACUAAACAAAAAAACAAUUUACGCCGGAAAACUUUUAUCUAAACUUUUGCAACAUGGAGCUGGAUAAACAUUCUGUCUGGGGAUCUCUUAAAGAAAAAACACGUCCUUUAUUUCAGAAUUUCUCCAUUAAAAAAACAAAGAGAAGCUCACACAAAGAAAUGGACAUACGUAAAAGACACUUCUUGACUCAGCGAAUGAGCGUUUCAGUCCCUGAUAUGAUGGACAUUGGAUGCUCAUUCCAAGAAGAUGAGGAAUAUAUACACACUCAGAACUCUACUACAUCCAACAGCCACAUUUCUCCCCUGGUGACACACAGUAGACAAAAACAUUAUAGUAAGCACUCAGAAAGCAGCACCUGGGUGGAAGAGAACAGUAUGCGUGUGGAAAUUAGAGUGACGGAAGUCCUGGACUCUUCAGAAUCUGAAACCAAAGAGGAGGAGGAACCUUGUGAUGAUGAAAGUAUUCUAGACUUGCUACAUCAGGAAUGUAUGGGUGAUGACAUGUCUGAUAAAAUGCUUGAGGAUCCAUCAGGGAGCAUUGACUUGAAUUCUUCAAUAUCCUCACGUCAGUCGUUCGAGAUGGGUGGCCUUGAUGAGAGCUUGAGCAAUAUUUCCAGUCUUACGUCUUAUCUCUUGACCAUUCACCUUCAAGAAGGUCGGAAUUUGGUCAUCAGAGACCGCUCAGGUACCAGUGACCCUUACGUUAAAUUUAAGCUCAAUAAGAAGACAUUGUAUAAAAGCAAGGUCAUCUACAAGAAUCUGAAUCCUGUCUGGAAUGAGACCUUAGUGCUUCCAAUCCAAAAUCUAGAUCAGAAACUUCACAUUAAGGUAUAUGAUCGAGAUUUAACAACAGAUGAUUUCAUGGGAUCUGCCUUUUUAGAGCUACAACAUCUUGAGCUAAAUAAAACUGAAGAAAAAGUAUUCAAGCUUGAAGAUCCAAACAGCUUGGAACAGGAUAUGGGUGUGAUAAUAGCAAAUGUUACUCUGUCUAUAAGGCUGAGGGAUCCUAAAAAUAAUAGGUGGCCUUCAAGGAAAAUCCUUGGUGUUUCUAAGGCAACCUCCAUGCAGAGUUUGCAACUGUCUGAAUCCUUCAAAAAGAGUCAGCUGUGGAAUGGAACAGUCGGUAUCACUUUGUUGGAAGGGAUAAACCUUUCAGAAGGUGCCAAUUUGGAAACUUUUGUAAGGUUCAAGCUUGGCGAUCAGAAGUACAGAAGCAAGACCUUGUGUAAGAGUGUGAAACCUCAGUGGAGAGAACGUUUUGACUUCCAUUACUUUUCUGACAGAAUGGGAAUUUUGGAUAUAGAAGUAUGGGGAAAAGAUAAUAGAAAAUCUGAGGAGCUAUUGGGGAUGUGUAAAGUUGAAAUUGCUGGUUUACCCAUUGGACAGACCAGUCGCAUGGAAGUUCCCCUGGAUAAUAACCAAGGGUCUAUACAUCUGAUGAUUACACUUACGCCUUGUGUUGGUGUCACCAUUUCUGAUAUAUGUGUUUGUCCAUUGGCUGAUCCAGUUGAAAAAGAAGAGAUCAACAGUAGAUAUUGUUUGAAAAACACAUUACAGAAUUUAAGAGAUAUUGGCUUUUUACAAGUAAAGGUUUUGAGAGCAGAAGACCUUUUAGCAGCAGACUUUUCAGGCAAAAGUGAUCCUUUCUGUGUCCUAGAAGUGGGGAACGACAGGCUACAGACACAUACUGUUUAUAAAAACCUCAAUCCAGAAUGGAACAAAGUUUUCUCAUUCCCUGUUAAAGAUCUCCAUGAUGUUCUGGAAGUAACAGUUUUUGAUGAAGAUGGUGAUAAGCCACCUGAUUUUCUUGGGAAAGUUGUGAUACCUUUGCUCUCUGUAAAGAAUGGGCAGCAAGUGGCUUAUUUAUUAAAAAACAAAGACUUGGGGAGUGCAUCGAAAGGAGUUAUUCAUUUAGAAAUUGAUCUAAUUUUUAAUCCAGUAAGAGCGAGUGUGAGAACAGUUCACCCAAGAGAAAAGCGUUUUGCAGAAGAAAACCCAAAGUUUUCUAAAAAGAUUUUAUCGAGGAAUGUUUACCGAGUGAAAAAAAUCACCCUGGCAAUCUGGAAUACCAUGAGAUUCAUUAAGAGCUGCUUUCAGUGGGAGUCUACGAAAAGGAGUGUAAUCGCAUUUUUAAUAUUUGUAAUAACUCUGUGGAAUCUGGAGCUUUACAUGGUCCCUCUGUUCCUGUUACUUCUCUUUGCUUACAAUUUUGCCAUGAUUACAUCUGGGAAGGUUAGCACUCAAGACAACCUGGACGGAAUGGAUAUUGGAGAGGAUGACGAAGAUGAUGAAAAAGAGUCUGAAAGGAAAAGCAUUAGAGAACGCAUACUUAUGGUACAAGAUAUUGUUAUAGCCGUUCAAAAUAUCCUAGAAGACCUUGCCUGCUUUGGGGAGCGAAUUAAAAAUACAUUUAACUGGACUGUUCCUUUCCUGUCUAUUCUUGCCUGCUCAAUACUUAUGGUUGCAACUGUGAUCAUGUACUUUAUACCAUUAAGGUAUAUCAUCCUAAUUUGGGGCAUCAACAAAUUUACAAAGAAGCUCCGGAACCCGUAUGCCAUUGACAAUAAUGAGUUUCUAGAUUUCCUCUCCCGCGUACCAUCAGAUGUUCAGAAGGUGCAGUAUGUUGAAUUAAAACCAAGCAGCAACCAAGGUGCCCUCAAGAAAAAGAGAAGCGGGUUAUAGAAAAGAAGAGAGACUGGGCCUAUAGGACUUAAACACUUGCAAUAAAAUGGUAAAAUCAACACUAAUCUAUGUAUAAGUCUGGUUCCUAUUGAAAAACAAAACAAAAAACAAAUUGAGGCCAGCCUAGAAAAGGGUAUAUGUACCUUUACAACCAUAUCCCAUGUGUAUUAAAUCCAAAAACUACUGCCAGCACUGGUGAUUCAGCCCAACCUGUUCAUGAAUGUACCAAUCCAUGGGGUAUGAGCUUUUUUUUUUUUUUUACAUGAUGUACCAAUGAAAUGAGGCAGAGCCUGGUUUUAUUUAUGCUUUAAUAAUGGUACAUUGUAAGUCUGUAUAUUUUUGUAUAGAUAGUAAACCAAUCAGUCAGUCAAGUCUAAAACUGCCUUAAAGUCCUCUUUUUAGACCUGUUAAGAAUAAUGGCUAGGGAAUGUAGGUUCUACUUUAAGCUUUAUAUUGCUUUAUAGGCUUUAGCGUAACACCUUAAGUGCAUUCCUCUGUUCUUGAACUGGUGGUAUAACCAAAAAUAUAGGUAUUUGUGUAUAAAUAAGUGUGUGUGUGUAAAUUAAUAAAUACAUUUACUAAUAUAUACAUAUAUAUAUAUAUAUAUAU